GAUGGAUAACAACAAAGCAUCAAAUGUUAAGGUGACUGCAAUAUUCAAUGGAGAUGAGAAGACAACUACUGAGUGGAAAAAGAUAUUCGAUCCAUUUAAGUUUGAUACACUAUUAACCAUAAUAGUUAAAUUUAUUUCAUGA
Paramecium octaurelia is the source of this 142-nucleotide messenger RNA. NCBI's taxonomy places the organism in Eukaryota, Ciliophora, Oligohymenophorea, Peniculida, Parameciidae. The record is from the annotation of a GenBank genome assembly.